Oreochromis niloticus (Nile tilapia) is the source of this 1951-nucleotide messenger RNA. Its product is annotated as elongation factor Ts, mitochondrial. The coding region runs from base 115 to 1041 and encodes 308 amino acids. Gene Ontology annotation, biological process: mitochondrial translational elongation. Lineage: Eukaryota; Metazoa; Chordata; Actinopteri; Cichliformes; Cichlidae. The transcript is spliced from 6 exons. The record is from RefSeq and is a predicted model, not a curated record. Gene Ontology annotation, molecular function: translation elongation factor activity; protein binding.
AGAAGUGCAAUAAGCAAACAAACAUUUUUGUCCCUGGACGGCUUCCUUUCACAGCGUGGACGUCAAUGACAUUCUGAGCUUUCAUAAGAUUGCUCACUUCUGCUGGAUGCGAAGAUGUUCUUAACCUUUUUAUGCAGAACAUUAACAAGAGAUGUCGCAAAGGUCAGUGUUGGCCAGCAUGUGCAGUCUUUACACACGGGAUGUCAGCUGCUGGCAGCAGAGAAAGCCCUCCUCAUGAAACUGCGGAAAAGCACCGGCUACACUUUCAUUAACUGUAAGAAAGCCCUGGAGAAGUUCGAUAAUGACGUAGCACAGGCAGAGACAUGGCUGCAUGAGCAGGCCCAGAAGGAGGGCUGGAGCAAAGCAAACAAGCUCGAAGGUCGCAAAGCCAAAGAGGGCCUGAUCGGCGUGUUUGUGGGGGACAAAGCUGCAGUAAUGGUUGAGGUGAACUGUGAGACAGACUUUGUGGCACGCAAUGAGAAGUUCCAGCAGCUGGUUAAGGAUGUGACAUUUGCCACCCUGGCCCACCACAGAAAUAAAACUCAAAGUCAGCCGGGAUAUGUGAAGAGUGUCCUAUCAAGCGAUGACUUAAGCAAACUCAGCGUGGGUGAAGGAACCUCACUAGCUGAUCAGGUGGCUCUCACUAUAGGUCGCCUUGGUGAGAACAUGUCUUUGAAGCGGGCAGUGACGGUGGGCAUCCCUGCUGAGUGGAAAAUUGGUUCAUAUGUACACGGCGGCAUCAGCACCCAGACCGAGGUAGCCAUGGGCCGUUAUGGAGCCCUGGUCAUAUUUCAGGGUGGAAAGGAAGGAGAGCAGGAAAUGCUAGGUCGUAAACUGGGACAGCAUAUAGUCGGAGAGUCCCCUUUGUCUCUGGGUAACAUGGAUGACCUGCCCUGUGGCGAAAGUGAGACACGCCUGCUGCCUCAGACCUUCCUGGCAGACCCCAGCAGGACUGUGGCACAGUUCCUCAGAGGUCAGCAGGCUCGAGUGCUAGACUUUGUCCGAUUUCAAUGCGGCGAGACGACUGAAGACGCAGAAUGAAGAGAGGGGAAAUUGUUCAUCCAGCUGAAUUUGACAUGUCUUUAUUUUGUGUGUGAAUAUAAUUCAGGUUUUUGUGUACUCUAAGACUGAGGUAUCACAGUCACACAGCAUCAUGAAUUUGAAAGAGUAUGUGCGCCCACAAACACUGGUACCUGAUGAAAUGACCAAUCCAACAAUAAAAUCUUUUUCCUGAAAAACCUGUCUUAGUAUUUAAUUUUAUACACUAUUCUGUGUUCUGUAUUUUGACACAUAAAUAUAAAUUUUUUAAUGAAAAGGUUUAGUGGUUUAGUAAUUAUUUUCAAAAAUUAUCAAAAAUUAUCUCUAUAUAUGACGAACCUCUUGCUUUGUAACCUAACUGAACUUACAUCCAUCUAUCUUCUUCUGCUUAUCCGGGGCCGGGUCGCGGGGGCAGCAGCCUAAGAAGAGAAGCCCACCACCUCCAGCUUGUCCGGGGGAACACCAUGGCAUUCCCAGACCAGCCAAGAGAUAUUAUCUCCAGCGUGUUCUGGGUCUGUCCCAGGGCCUUCUCCCGAUGGGACAUGCCUGGAACACCUCGCCCAGGAGGCAUCUUUGUCAGAUGCUCGAACCACCUCAAAUGGCCUCUUUCAAUGUGCAGGAGCAGUGGCUCUACUCUGAGACCCUCCCGGAUGGCUGAACCAUCAUUAGGAGAUAAAGUAUUUUUUUAUUUAUUGCUCUGUAUUGUUUUAUUGCAGGAUGCAGGGAAUGUUGAGACAAAUUUACAUCACAUUACAUCUUCUCAUUUGGGGACUUGAAUUUAAGUGCUACUGUUGGGAAAAUGAUUUCAAAACAAUUAUAUAAUGAGUGUAAUGAAACACUUGCAGGCAGCGCCGCAGUUUGCUUAUUGUUUAGGGGGAAGUUUCACUCCCUAAGGGGUUGCGGGAUAGGCCGA